Molecule: messenger RNA, 885 nt
Organism: Pseudocercospora fijiensis CIRAD86
Lineage: Eukaryota; Fungi; Ascomycota; Dothideomycetes; Mycosphaerellales; Mycosphaerellaceae
Product: glycosyltransferase family 17 protein
Exons: 1
Biological process (GO): N-acetylglucosamine metabolic process; protein N-linked glycosylation
Cellular component (GO): membrane
Molecular function (GO): beta-1,4-mannosylglycoprotein 4-beta-N-acetylglucosaminyltransferase activity
Source: RefSeq, a predicted model, not a curated record
CGCAAAGUCUACGAUCUCUUCCUCUUUUCCCACGAACUUGACUGGCUAGAGAUUCGCCUCAAUACAAUGGCGCCGUAUGUCGACUACUUUGUGAUAGUCGAGGCUCCCACAACUUUCACAGGCGCCCCCAAACCUCUCUAUCUCCAGGGUAAUUGGACCCGCUUCUCCGAUUUCCAUCCCCAAAUCAUCCACAACGUCGUCACCGACCCUGGACCAGUGCUCGGUAAAACCACCUGGGCCCACGAAGACUAUUUCCGAGACGCCUUGUUCAAGAGCGUCUUUCCAACGCUGUUACACUCUGAGAAAGAAGCACAGGAAGGCGAUGUCCUACUCGUCAGCGAUGUGGAUGAGAUCCCAAAGCCAGAAACACUGAACGUUCUCCGACACUGCCAAUUCCCCGAUCGGCUCACACUACAAAGUAGAUUCUACUACUACUCCUUCCAAUGGCUUCACAUAGGUGAAGAAUGGCCGCAUCCACAAGCCACAACAUAUCACGGCCUCCGCGGGACUCUAACUCCAACCCACCUCCGAAACGGCAUAGGCGGCGUCAGCAUAAUCCCAUUCUGGUCAGCCUUUCUCCGCUGGUACCAAAAAGCCUCAAUCUCCGACGCAGCCUGGCACUGUUCGUCCUGUUUCUCCACGAUCGAGGAAAUGCGCAUGAAAAUGGCAUCGUUCUCCCACACGCCUCUCAAUACGGACGAGAAUCGGGACGAAAAGACGAUGCUGGAACGUGUGAGAAAAGGCCUGGAUCUGUUUGGCAGGGCUGGGGAGAGGUAUGCGAGAGUCGAAGGUAAUCGAGAUGUGCCGAGAUACAUUCUGGAUCAUUGGGCCAAGUUCAAGUAUCUGCUGAAUCGGGACGGCGAAGAUGCGGGAUUUACGGAUUGG